AUGGGAGAGAAGAAAAUAGACAAAUACGUGUUCAAUGUGAAGAAUAAGGCUGGAGAAGGAUCUUAUGCCACUGUUUAUAAAGGAGUCAACGAGAAAACAGGAGAGAAGGUGGCUAUCAAAAUGUUGAGUAAAUCUGUGAUAAAUGCGGAUGAUUAUUUGAGAGAGGGGUUGAUCUAAGAAAUCAAAAUAAUGUAAAAGCUCAAGAGUCCAAAUAUAGUCUAACUCUUAGAUGUAAUGGAAACUUCAAAUAACUAUUAUAUUGUAUAAGAGUUUUGCGAUGGAGGCGAUUUCGAUGAAUUGCUCAAGAAGCGAAAAAUCCUCAGUGAAAAGGAGGCGAUCAAAUUUUUGGUUGAUGUUUUAAAUGGUUUCACUUAAUUAAUUAAGAAUGGAAUUACACAUAGGGAUCUCAAACCCGCCAAUAUUUUAAUUGACAAGGCUACAUUUAAAUUGGCUGAUUUUGGAUUCGCCAAAUGUGUUGAUAAUUUUAAAAAGGACAUGAUGUCAUCUAUGGUUGGAACGCCCUUGUAUAUGAGUCCGCAAAUACUGGAUCAUAAAAGAUACAACUCUAAAACUGAUGUCUGGAGUAUAGGGUUCAUCUUCUAUGAAGCAUUAUUCGGCAAGACUCCUUGGACUGCUCGAUCUCCUGCUGAAUUACUGAAGAACAUAAGAAGCUAACCAUUAAAAUUUCCAACUGACAAAAUACCAGUCUCUCAAGAAACCUUGGAUUUGAUCAUUGGGUGUCUCUAACCAGAUGAAUCAAAGCGUUUCUCUUGGGAUGAAAUCUACAAGCAUCCUGCUGUUGCCUAAUACUUUACUGAUUUCAUAAAAGGCAAUUCCAAGCUUGAAGAUAAAGCCUAAUAUUUAAUAAAUGAUAUAAGGUUGAUGAUUAUUAAAGACAAAUUAGACUUAACUUAAUUAUUCGCUGAAUUGGAUAUGUCUAAGGAUAAGGCAUUGGAUGUAAAUGAAUUGGGUCGAUUUUUAACUAGAGUUGACAAAGAUAUACAAAGAGAUGAAAUAGAAUAUAUAUUUAAUAAAUUUGAUGAGGAUGGAAGUAAUUCAAUAGAAUUCGAAGAGUUUAAGAAAUGGUUGGAAGACAAUUCUAUUCAUGUUGAUUAAGAGUAACAAAACAGAGAUAAGUAAAAGAAACAAUCCUUAUUAUAAAAAAAUAAUGUCGAAGAAAGGGCAAAUUAUGUAAUCGAAAAGUUAAAGCUCUCUAUUAUUAAAUACAACAUCCAAUUAAUUGAUUUAUUUAAAAAGUUUGACAAAUCUGCAGAUUUGAGAUUAGAUAUCAAAGAAAUGGGAAUGAUGUUGAAGAGGAUUGAACCAAAUAUUACAGAAGAUGAAACAAAAACAGUUUUUGAUUACUUUGACAUAAAUAAAGAUGGAGAGAUCACAUUUUAAGAGUUUUAGACAAAUUUAGAAGAAUGCAUAGUCCGUAAAAAAUGA
This is a messenger RNA of Paramecium tetraurelia, 1446 nucleotides long. RefSeq lists its product as uncharacterized. Gene Ontology annotation, molecular function: calcium ion binding; ATP binding; protein serine/threonine kinase activity. The transcript is spliced from 6 exons. Gene Ontology annotation, cellular component: autophagosome; cytoplasm. Lineage: Eukaryota; Ciliophora; Oligohymenophorea; Peniculida; Parameciidae. The record is from RefSeq and is a predicted model, not a curated record. Gene Ontology annotation, biological process: autophagy; peptidyl-serine phosphorylation; autophagosome organization.